Trametes versicolor FP-101664 SS1 is the source of this 339-nucleotide messenger RNA. RefSeq lists its product as uncharacterized. The transcript is spliced from 2 exons. Bases 1 to 339 code for a protein of 112 amino acids. The record is from RefSeq and is a predicted model, not a curated record. NCBI's taxonomy places the organism in Eukaryota, Fungi, Basidiomycota, Agaricomycetes, Polyporales, Polyporaceae.
AUGGAACCCUCUGUAUCCCUUCGCCCUCCGUUCGACUAUGCCGAUGCCGAUAUCAUCUCCUGCGCGUGCGAUGGCAUCAACUUCCACCUCUACAAGAACAUCGUAGCAAAGGCGUCUACCGUCUUUGGCGACAUGUUCUCCCUCCCCACGGAUCCCGAUGCGCAGCCUGAGAUCCCGCAGACCGUUCCCCUCACAGAAGACGCAGACACGCUGGAGCGGCUCUUCCGCCUAUGUCUCCCCGUCGUGCCUUCGCAAUUCCAUCCGAGUUCGACUAUCUCCCCGCCCGAGCAUUGUUUGCAGUCCGCGUGUACCGCCAACAGUGCAUCGCGCAAGCCUUAG